Molecule: messenger RNA, 5325 nt
Organism: Gadus macrocephalus (Pacific cod)
Lineage: Eukaryota; Metazoa; Chordata; Actinopteri; Gadiformes; Gadidae
Product: metal transporter CNNM1-like
Exons: 10
Coding region: 875-3619 (914 amino acids)
Biological process (GO): transport; magnesium ion homeostasis
Cellular component (GO): plasma membrane
Molecular function (GO): transmembrane transporter activity
Source: RefSeq, a predicted model, not a curated record
AGGUAUUCAUCCUUUCAGCAAACAUUUGCGUAUUUUAUUCGAUAUAAUUGUGUUGGGAAAGUCUAUAACCCGGUCUAUGCUUCACCCUCUGUAACUUGAAAUAAUUGUGAAAGUUUCAAAGUAGUAGUUUUUAUCUAGGCCUAUCUGCAGGACUUAACCUUUUUAAAGUGGGAAUAUGAGUGUUUGUUUUUAAAAUGUUGUUGAAUCAUUCAUCAUUGUUUUGCAAAAAAAUAUUAUGUUCGGGUUAUUUUGAGAGCCAAUAAUGCAACCAUCAGCAAUAUGGCUAUAAUCACUUCACCCCCUCUUAUCUCAACACAUACAGAGCAUCCUGCUUGUAGUGGGCGUGGGUGCCGCACUCAGGAUUCAGAGCCUCCUUCCAUGGCGGUCUCAGGAGGAUGAUCACUGGUUCCGUGAUUAAGGGCAGAGGAAGUGACACAAAGCGCUCAAUAUGAUAACAAGGCUGAAGCGAUGAUGAUAUAGGCAGAAAAAAUUUAUCAUCGGUCGCAUUUUGCUUGAUAGCACUCAUCGUCCAUGUAGCCUAUCCAAUGUCGAUGAAGCAGCGAUCUGAUACGAAGCAAAACAAUAAGAUUUCAGAUGUAGCCUAUUCAGUCAGAGUGCUGCUGGAAGCCCAUUACGCACACAAUCACAUUAGGCUUUUGUGGUUACGUAAUCGUACACAGUCGGUGGGCGAGAUUCUCCAGCGGUACAGUAGGUCUACAACAACAACACAUCAUCAUCGUCGUCAUCGUCUUCCUCACCGUCACUUACUGCGGGUCGGCUCGCGCUUCCCGGAGCCAGAUGGAGCGUGAGAACGGUACCGCGUGCACGUGACCAGGGCUCACUGCUGGAGCGAGCGCCUUGUUCACACCGCAUCAUGGCUGCGGAAGCUGCGGUCUCCCCCGGCGGAGCCUCUGCUGUCUCCUUCUCCACCCCAGGGGCUCGGAGCUCCCCGUCCCGCCUUCUGCUCCUAUCCGUCGGCCUCGCCUCUCUCCUUCUCCCGGCUCAGUCCCACGGGCUGCUGGGCUUACGUCCGGAGGAGACCGGGGGGGAGCUGUCCGUGGAGGACGGGGUGCUGAGAGCCAUCGAGGGGACUCGCUUCAUGCUGCGGGUGUACUACUCCACCUCCUCCCCGAGCCGGAGACUCAACCGCACCGCGGGCUCCUCCAGGGCCAGCAACGCCGCUCCGUGGAUUGCCUUCAUCGAGGAGCCGAGUCCCGGGAGAGAGGGGCAGGUGCACCCCAAGCGGAACAUGUGCAUGGACAAGACCGCCCGGACGUCCGACAUCGAGGUGCUGGGCUCGUUCAAGUCGGCCUCCAGCCAGAACUCGGUGCUGGUGGAGCUACUGGCCAAGGACCUGCGGCGCGGGGAGAAGAUCAAACACUACUCCAUGUGCGCCUUCGACGGCUCAAAGUGGGAGCACUACCGCACGCGGGACUUCUGGGUGGCGGUGGUGGAGCGCUCGGCUGUGCCCAACUUGUGGCUGCAGGUGCUGGUGUCGGUGCUGCUGCUAUGUCUGUCCGCGCUGUUCAGCGGCCUCAACAUCAGCCUGCUCGCGCUCGACCCGGUGGAGCUGCAGGUGCUGCAGAACAGCGGCACGCACACCGAGCAGAACCACGCGCGGAGGAUCGAGUCCGUGCGUCGCCACGGCAACUACGUGCUGUGCACGCUGCUGCUGGGCCACGCGCUGAUCAACGCCGCGCUGGCCGUGUGGAUGUGCCAGAUCCUGGGCAUGACAUGGCAAUCCACCGUGCUCUGCGCGUUUGGCAUCUUUUUCAUCGGCGAGAUCCUGCCGCACUCGGUGGCCUCCCGCCACGGCCUCGCCAUCGCCUCCAAGACCAUCUGGGUGACGCGUGUGCUGAUGGUGCUCUCUUUCCCCGUGUCCUACCCCAUCAGCAAGCUGCUGGACCUGGUGCUCAGACAGGAGAUCUCCAACUUCUACACGCGGGAGAAACUCCUAGAAAUGCUGCGCGUGACCGACCCGUACCACGACCUGGUCAAAGAGGAGCUGAACAUCAUCCAAGGCGCGCUGGAGCUGCGCACCAAGACGGUGGAAGACGUGCUCACGCCGCUGGGCGACUGCUUCAUGCUGGCGUCGGACGCGCUGCUGGACUUCAACACCAUGUCGGAGAUGAUGCAGAGCGGCUACACGCGCAUCCCCGUGUUCGAGAACGAGCGCUCCAACAUCGUGGACAUCCUAUUCGUCAAAGACCUGGCGUUCGUGGACCCUGACGACUGCACGCCCCUCAAGACCAUCACCCAGUUCUACAAGCACCCGCUACACUGCGUCUUCAACGACACUAAACUGGACGCCAUGUUGGAGGAGUUCAAGAAAGGUAAGAGUCACCUGGCGGUGGUCCAGCGGGUGAACAACGAGGGGGAGGGCGACCCCUUCUACGAGGUCAUGGGCAUCGUGACUCUGGAGGACGUCAUAGAGGAGAUCAUCAAGUCUGAGAUCCUGGAUGAGACUGACCUGUACACUGAUAACCGCACCAAGCGCCGUGUGUCCCAUCACGAGCGGAAGCAGCAGGACUUCUCAAUCUUCAAGCUGUCGGAGAACGAGAUGAAGGUGAAGAUCUCCCCACAGCUUCUGCUGGCCACACACCGCUUCCUGUCUACAGAGGUGGAGCCCUUCAAGCCAGGACACCUAUCAGAGAAAAUCUUACUGCGGCUGAUCAAGCACCCCAGCGUCGUCCAGGAUCUCCCGUUUGAUGAGAAGAACAAGCGGGCACCGCAGCACUUCCUGUACCAGCGGAACAAACCCAUCGACUACUUCCUGCUCGUGCUACAGGGUCGAGUGGAGGUGGAGUUUGGGAAAGAGGCUCUGAGGUUUGAGAAUGGAGCUUUUGCAUAUUAUGGGGUGCCAGCUAUCAUGCCAACAGGUACCCCCGUCUCAACAGUCCACAGAUCCCCUUCACGCAGCAGUGGUUUGGACCGCUCAGAGUCCAUGCUGUAUGGAGGCAGCAUGAACCAGCUGAACGGUGGGGGCAGCGCCUACCUGCCCGACUACUCUGUCAGACAGCUGACCCCCGUUCAGGUCAUCAAGAUACUCACACCUCCUGGCUCGGUUCCUCUCCAUCAGAUCACCAGGAGCCACUACCAGAACGCCCUGACCGCCACCCGCAUGGACACCUCUCCCCAGACCCCAGAACCGGACCUCCAACCCCCGGAGCUCCGUCCCCCAGUGCUGGAGCCCCCCACCCCCGAGCACGGCUCACACCUCAUGCCCCCCCCCAGGGAUACGGGACGGCCCACCUCGGCCCGGAGCCGGGGGCAGCAGGCCAGUGUCCCGCACAGCACCUCGCUGCUUAACGAGAAGAACCGCAUCGUCCGAAGUAAGUCAGAUGGUCAGAAGAGUCCCAGUGACUCCGUGUUCCUGAGGUUGGAUGAGGUCCCUUACAUCAGGGAGGACCGGUCUGAGAGCCAGGACACAACAGAAACAUCUUCCGUUCCCAUGGAGACAGACACCUCCCCCUUUAUCAGUGCUCUGUCGCUGAGCGGCUCAGAGGACACACUGGGAAAGAAGCUGCUGCUGAAACUCAGUCACAAAAAGAGGAAAAAGUCUAGAGAGGGAGAUAAAACCCCAGAGGACCUCGCUGAGCAGCCGCUGGUGAAGACCUAAAGAGGCGGGGGCCCUCUCUGAGCGGCCCCUGGUGAAGACCUAGUGAGGUGAGGGCCCUCACUGAGCGGCCCCUGGUGGAGACCUAGUGAGGUGAGGGCCCUCUCUGAGCGGCCCCUGGUGGAGACCUAGUGAGGUGAGGGCCCUCUCUGAGCGGCCCCUGGUGGAGACCUAGCGAGUUGAGGGCCCUCUCUGAGCGGCCCCUGGUGGAGACCUAGUGAGGUGAGGGCCCUCUCUGAGCGGCCCCUGGUGGAGACCUAGUGAGGUGAGGGCCCUCUCUGAGCGGCCCCUGGUGGAGACCUAGCGAGUUGAGGGCCCUCUCUGAGCGGCCCCUGGUGGAGACCUAGCGAGUUGAGGGCCCUCUCUGAGCGGCCCCUGGUGGAGACCUAGCGAGUUGAGGGCCCUCUCUGAGCAGACCUAGCGAUGGUGGGGCCAACACUGGAGACAGAACGUAGAGUUCCCAUUUUAAAAAGAACGUUAUCCGGAUGAUUCUGCAUGACUGGGAGAAACAGAGGAAUCCGCUGGACGGUGUCAAGUGAUUAUGAGUUUCCGGAUGACAGAAUUUUUCUAAAGAAAUCAAAAGAGAAGAGAAAGGGAUUAUAUAAGGAGGAUAUUAUGUCCUUGUGCCAUACUCUUCAUCAAGCCAUUUUAGGUUUGGAACGUUCACAGAGACCUGUAUGCAAAGGGGUAUGUUUAUAUUUUUAUACACUACGUAGUCCGUUCACAUUUAAAAGACACUCUACGCUACUUGAAGACACUUUAAGACUCGUAUAUUGCGCAGCUAUUUUCUGCCCUAGCAUUAGCAAGGGUCAGUUGUGCCUGCUUGGGUAUAAUCUAGUGAAACAAGUUCCUUUGUGAGUGCCCUCUCAGUUGAACCCAGCUCCUUGUGUUAGGAAUCUUCAAAGCACCUUCUUUUUCUAACAAGCCCCCUUAUGUGAUGAACCGCUGGGUCUUUCAGCAUGCUCAUACACCGUCACAUUGACACAAACAUACACACACCUACACAUACAGCUGCACAGUUGCACACACCUGCACAUAUGCACACCUCCACCUGUACAUUGACAAACACCUCCACACAUACACCUGCACAGUACACAUGCCUGCACAUGCACAAACCUACACCUCAACAGUGGAAAACACAUGCCCAUACCCUUGUACAGUGACACACACACACACACACACACACAACUGGGUGUAUGUAUAACAGUUCACUAACAGACAUUUGAUGUAUUUAAAUUUAAAAUACAUUUAUAUUUGCUAAUGAAUACCAAUGAAUGUACUGCUAACUAAUUGCUGCGGUUGUAGAUCGUCAUCAUCACCAAUAGUUUGACUGCAUGUGCCAUGAUGCCUUUCUUUGAGCAAGCAAUAGAAGUGAAAGACAAUAAUCCAAACAAACACAGAAUCCGUGACGGUGAGUUUGUGUUCGUAACGUUUCACGCCUCAACUUUGCGUGCCGCUUUUGUAGACCAUCAACUUUAUCGCCGCAUCCAUCUCAACCCUUGCCCAUAAUCACACAUCGUAGCUAUCUUUCAGACACAGUUGUUGACAACUCUGAUGGCUGAAGUGCUGUGUAGAAUAUAUGGACCCAACAUGAAGGUGAAGGUUUUUUUAUGGUGAUCCAUCAUUCAUUAACAAGCAAACAAAAUCAAAAGUGCAAUAUGAAUCAAAUGUAAAGUUAUUUAAAUUGAUUAAACAAAUGCAUAUUUAAG